Molecule: messenger RNA, 2756 nt
Organism: Zootoca vivipara (common lizard)
Lineage: Eukaryota; Metazoa; Chordata; Lepidosauria; Squamata; Lacertidae
Source: RefSeq, a predicted model, not a curated record
GGACGGACGGGGCUUUCGUCGCGGGACCCCUCCCGCCUCCAGGGAGCCCUCUGCCCCGCGACGACUCGCCAAGACUUCAUCCGGACCCUGUUCGAGGGGAAGGAAAGCACCAGGCAGUCCCUGAAGGGGGAAUCCCCUCGUGCGCUCCUUCAGACGUUAGGCUUUCCUACAUGGAAAGUAUUCCCACGUAGGAAAACGCGUAGGGCUCCGGUAGGGCGUCUCAGGGCGAGACCACCCACGUCGUGGGGAGCCAUCCACCCUGAGGCUACGCAAGACUGCUUUGCUCGGAGGAGGAGCGUUUGCGAGGCUACUAGUUCUGCAUUGCAGGGGGUGGACUAGAUGACCCUUGGGAAUCCCUUCCAACUCUGCAAAUCCAUAAGCGAGUGUUCGCGGCCCAUUUCACGUGCCCAGAGUGCUUCACUUGCCUACAUUGUCCCAUUCCAUGAAUCCUCACAAGACCCCUGUAACAGGGGGAUGAGUGCCAAGAAGGCGGCAGCAGCAGGAAAGCCUCCACUUCGGAAAGGGGCAAAGCCAGCAGCUCCAGCAAAGGGGGUCCCUGUGAAGGCAGAUGCAGCCCUACCAAGCAACAGCACCAGACCCCAAGAUGUUGCCCUGAGCAGCCAUCCCAAAGAGCUGACGCGUGAAGUAAAGGCUGCACUCACGUUGCAGAGUGCCUUCCGCCGCAUCUUGGCAUGUCGUGAGAGAGCGAGGCGAUUGCAAGAGCGACAGGAGUACAAUGAGUUAAUGGACCGCCUCCAGAGAGAGGCCUUUGCUGCGCUGGUGAAGAGGGAGCGAGAGGAAGCUGAGCGGGAGAGAAAGAAAGAGGAGGAAGAGAAGAAGAAGCAGCGGGAGGAGCAGCAGAGGAGGAAGCGGAUGUUGGAAGCGGCCUUUGAUGGGGAUGUGGAAGAGAUGAAGGCCGUCCUGAAAGAGGUGGCAGACCUGGACACCAAGAGCGGUCUGGGGACAGACGAGGGGGCCAAGGCUCUGCGCCUCCGACACCACCUCAACAUGGUGGACUGCACUGACGCCAACGGCAACACGCCCCUCUCUGAGGCAUCUGGAGGGGGCCACCCUGAUGCCAUCCGGAUGCUGAUAGAGAACGGAGCCAACCCCAACAGCCGGGGCGCUUUUAACCGGACUCCUUUGUAUCGGGCUGCUUUUGGGGGCCACCUAGCAGCAGUGGAGCUGCUUCUCCAGCACGGGGCUGACCCUCGACUCUAUGCGGAUGACGGCAACACCCCAGAGCAGAUUGCUUCCCUGGACAGCUUGGUGGCUGUGCUGAACUCCUGGGACAUCCACCUGACAGAGUCCAUGCUCCAGAAGAUGGAGGCGGAAGAGCAGCGAAGGGCGCAGCAGGACAAGAAGCAGAAAGAAGCAGAGACCCGACGGAUGACAGAGGAGGUAGAGCAGCUGGCCAAGGAGCAUGAGAGAUGCAGCAAGGAGCUGCAGCAGGCCUACUGUGAGCUGAACCGGAGGAUCACAGAGCACGACAAGUGCCAGCGGAAGCAGAUGGACAAUGCGGAGAUCACCCUCCGUGCCAUCGCGGACGCAGAAUCCCUGGUGGAGACGCUACGCGUGGCUGCUGAAAAUGCUGAGGAGAAGGUCUCCCUGGCCCGGCUGAAGCUGCGGGAGCAGAUGCAGGAAGGGUCAGCAGCAGAGUUCCAUGGCCUGAAGUGCUCUGUGCAGGAGCUGGAUGAUGUGCUCUUGAAAGACGUGGGUGGGAAAAUCCAUGCAGAUGGACGGUGGCCACUGAUCAUUGACCCUUCCGGGCAGGCAGCCAUCUUCCUGCGCUAUCGGGACACCAACUUUCUGAACACAGUGAACCCCAGCGACAUGGCUGAAGAGACCAUUCGCCUGGCAUUGCUGGGCUCUCUGCGAUAUGGGAAGCCCCUUGUCUUUGACAUGAUGGAGGUGAACAUGUUUGACACCGUGAAGAAGCAGCUGGAACGGCUUAAACCAGGCUUGGCAGAGGCAAUGCUGGACAAGAAGAUCCUACAGAAUGAGAGGUAUCUCUCCCUACGGAGGCCAACAGAUGGGCCUGAAUAUGCAGAGACAGAGUUUCAAGCAGCUCGAAUAGAAAAAUUCAAACUCUUCAUUGUAACUAAACAGCAGCAUCCUCCCGAAGAGAUGCUGCAGCAGCUCCUUCCGAUCCAGGUCAUCCUGUCCCGAAAGCGAGGCUUUCGGAGAGCCCCCUUCUCACACCAGCGUCCCUUUGCCCGAUGAAAAGUGCAUCCCAAAGCCUUGGGGCCAAUCCUCACCUCAGCCAUGAAGCCUUUUCUUUCACCUUAGCACAACUCAUUCCCCUUGACUCUUGCAAGCAGGCAGGCAGAAUUGAAUGCAAAUAAAAGUUUCCUUGAAAAGGUGCCUCUUGAGUAUUUCUACUACACAUCAAUGCACCAGGGCCUGCAGGGGUCUCCCCUAGAACAAAUUGAGGGCGCGUGCAUGGAGAGGAAAGGGAGGGAACUGUGUGGGUUGGAGUCACCAGGCAUGGUUUGCACUCAUUCACUUGGCCCAGACUUCCAAAGAAGGAGGCAUCCUUCCACAAACCCCCCACUCCUGCUGCCCUCCCCCCCCCUCUGCUUCUCAGGCUAUUCCUUUUGUGGUUGGUCAGCGUGAAAACAGGACUCAAUGGGAUGAGCCUCAUGCAGCUGAAGGACUUCCUGCCCUGCCUCCCUGAAGGCCUGAGUCCUUGGAGUGGCCUGCACAACCAGGACAACACAAGGUGAGGGAGGCAAAGGCUCUGCCAGCUCAAGAGA